UAGAUUUUUUAUUGGUGCACUUGCAGAAGUAGUAGGGCAAUGGCCGCCGCGGGCCGAGUUCGUGUCGAUUCUUCUGUUUUGGUUUAUGUUUAUACAAUUGUUGAUAAAUAUUAGUGCAGCUCCAGUAUUCUUCAAGCCGCAUACGUAAGGCAAGAUGCCGGUGCGUAGGUGCGCCGAUCCUGUGAGCGUGCAGUAUGUCUGGGACGCCAUCAAGUCGUCAACCGUGCAGCGACAGACGACGGAUGUGGCACGACUCGUGAAGAUCAUCCAGAAGUACGCGAAUUGCAGUCAAGCGCAGGCCGAGCUUUACAUUCAGCAGACGCUCGAGGAUGAUCUGAUUCUCGAGGUGAAGCGCAUCGCGCAGAAGGGGUCGAACGUUGGCACCGAGGUUGAGUCCUUCAAGAUCAACCGACAGGAGGCCGGAGACUUGCAGACGCCCGCCGACGACGGUUACGACUGGUACUGCAUCGAAUGUCACUUGGCUGGAGACGUGAUCACAUGCGCCGGCUGCUAUCAUGUCUUCCACGCGGAGUGCUCGCGGAAGGCGAGUCGCAAGAUCAUGAAUUUUCCUUCUCUCAACGUGCCGAAAGUCACACAGCCUUCGAAUGAUUCAAACACGCAAACAGCGACGAAAGCGGAUACAGAUAAAGAUCCUCUGGCAGACGGGGACGCGGAGGGUAAGGAGAAUGGGGAUACCGAGGAGUCGAAAAACGAUAAAGCCUUGAAAGAUUCGGAUAAGACUGAUAAUGCCGAAAGUGUUGACGGGAAGAAGAAGCCAGACGUGGAAAGUAAGAAGGACGAUGCGCCAGUCAGCGUUAAGGAUUACAUUUAUGACGAAUCGCUGUGCAGCAUUUGCAAUAUGAACAAAUGCGACCCGGGAAGUGGCCUUGAUAUCGACGAGUUUAACUAUUUACUGAGCUUUAUUCUAACUCGAAUUAAAUCAUGGGUGCCAGAUCAUUUGACAAGUAAUCUAAACGGUAUGCUAAAACACGAGUGGUAUACUCCGGCGGAGAUGAGCUGGCGCGCCGGGCAAUUGUUCUACACGCAUAUGGACAUGGCAGCGGUGGAGCUAAAGAUACGCACGAAGGACUACAAGAAUUUCUCGCAGUUUAAGGCUGACGUGCUCACAAUGUUGCAUAAUAUUGACAUUUUCCAUGGCACAGAAUCACAGGAACAUGGCGCCGCUGAGUUUAUGAUCAGAGACAUGGAGUACGACAUCGCUGAGUUGCAGAACUGCGUUGAUUGCUAUCGUCAUAGCAAUGAGAAGAUUAAUCCAAAAUGGUUUUGCUUGCCAUGUCGAAAGCCUCAUCGUUUGGUCUUUGCUAAACAGAAGGGAUAUCCGUAUUGGCCGGCAAAGGUGAUUAAAGAAACUGAUACAACGUUUGACGUGCGCUUCUUCGGUGGCAAGUACGAACGCGCGAUUCUACCAAAGAACUGCGUGAAACCAAUAACGACAAACAUGUCGCAACUGCAAAUCAAAAAGUCAUCGGGUUUCAACAAGGCGAUGGAGGAAUUGAGAUUGCACCAGCGAUUGUUGGAGAAUCCGAGCGAGGUUGCCGCAAUCAAACUGACGCCGAAAGCUAGAGCGAAGCCAAAGCCCAAAAAGGCUGCGGCCCCGACGCUGAAGAUUAAUCAGAAUCAUAAACCUGCGUCUGUUGCAAAUAAGUCAAAUCUCUCGACUUUGUCGAAUGUGUCACUUAAUUCUUCUGCAAUGUUGUCUACCAACACGAGUAUGUCAAGCACGAGCGACGAUGUUUACGAGUUUCACGAUGAUUUGGCAAUUGACAUCAACACGAAAGAUGAGCCGAGGACGAGUAAAAGUCCUGUAAAGCUGGGGGGAGUUAAAAGGAAAGUUUCAUAUCAUGAAGAGGUACCAGAAAAAACACGGAAAUUAUCAUUGUCGACACCUGAAAAGACACCGCCGAAAACGGCCUCACCUCCAAAAUCUCGCGACACUGAUGUUAUAAACAUUUCGGAUAUUGAUGACGAUCGGGAGGGCUUCACCGAAUUUCAUGACCCUAGUCAGAAUUUGGUCUCAAGUUCCACUGAGUUGUUACGAGAGGGCGAGGAACCUGGCAUGCAAAAGUUAGACCAGCAGUAUAGCGAUGCGGUUGAGAAGAUGAGGCGUAAAUUGGAGCUAUGUAAAGGCAACACUAAGCAGUUAAUCGUCACCGCAAUGGACUCGAUGCAGGCGGAAAUUGAUCGAAUACAGAACGAACAUAACGAAACACUGAAAAGACUGUUUGAGUCACAUAAUGCGCAAAUUUCCGAGACCAAAAAGAAACAAUGGUGCUUCAAUUGUGAGCAGGACGCGAUUUAUCAUUGCUGCUGGAACACGACGUACUGUUCGCCGACAUGCCAACAACAGCAUUGGCAGGCCGAGCAUAAGCAAGUUUGCAGGCGCAAGGAUAAACGUUAGAGAAAUACCUAUACAAUCUCGAUGUAAAAUUCAGUUGAAAUCACAAUGAUAUUUGAUGGCGGGGCGCCAAUAAGUCAAUAAGUUGUGCCAGUCUAACACUUUGUCAACUUUUAGAAAACAUUCAAAAUAAUUGCAACAAUUGUAAUAUUUUAGCCAAAAAUGUUAUUUCUAUCUAAUUUUGACUUAUCUUGGUUUUAUAAUUUUAUUUAUGUUGACUCAACGAUUGUUGUUGAUGUGUGUUAUUUUCUGGCACGAUUUGGUAUAUCAUGGUACAUGCUUUGUACAAUUGGGGAUGUUAAAGUUUGACUGCUGGGGGUGCCUACAUAGGGUGCACAAUAUGCACACGUUUAUGAUAACAUAAAACACAUUUACUUAUGGACGAUUGAUUUUCUGCUAGGACGCAGUUCAUAACAUAGUUGCAGCAAGUUAUACAAAUUAACUAUUUUUUUGUCGCAAUAUUCUUUCCUAUGUUUAUAAUUUGACUUUAGUUCCACUGUACGCAAAGAAUUUGAUCAAUAACAAAUAAUUUUAUAACUUGGAGUUGAUAUUAAGACAUUUGAUUGCAAGCAACCAUUUGGGAAGUAGCAUACUAAUGUUAUCAAUUGCCUUGAUGAUUUAUUAUAAAUGUAUUGCAAAUUAUAUAGUUAGUGACGAGUUGUACCUAUGGGUAUAGGUUUUAAGUACUUGGGAGUACAUUUGGUUUGUAUUCUCAUCGAUGUCUGAUUAUUUGGCAGAUUAUAACAUGUUUUUUUUUUGAAAA
Molecule: messenger RNA, 3179 nt
Organism: Dalotia coriaria
Lineage: Eukaryota; Metazoa; Arthropoda; Insecta; Coleoptera; Staphylinidae
Product: zinc finger MYND domain-containing protein 11-like
Biological process (GO): regulation of signal transduction; regulation of transcription elongation by RNA polymerase II
Cellular component (GO): nucleus
Molecular function (GO): transcription corepressor activity
Source: RefSeq, a predicted model, not a curated record